UAGUUUAAUUAAAUGAGUAUUUAUUUGUAAGCACUAGAUUUUUCUUAAAAUCAAUACAAUUACGUCUAUGAUAUAAUUAUACUAUGCCAUCAAUUGAUUCAACACUCAAAGUUUAUUUUAGAAUUUAUGGGUAGGAUUUUCUCGAUCUAUUAUUAACAAUAUUAACUAACAAUUAUUUUGAUAACGGCGAUCCGUAUAUUGGCGACGGCCGCGGCGGUGGCAGCGGCGGAAAUUGAACAUUACAAUCGAACCAAUUAACACGCUCUGCUAUUAUAUUUAGUUAUUUGUAAAAGUGUUAACUACCCGUUGCAGUCUUACUUCGUGUUUCGUGUAUACAUGCUCUUUAUAUUGUUUCAACAUGGAAAAAAUUAUUUUGAAUGCUCCCGUGAUCAUCGAAGAUAUUGAAUUUCCUGAUCAAUCCGACUUACUCAAUUUAUUAAUUAAAUUAAAAGGAGAUUGUUUCUUCAACGCAUUUAUUGAAUAUGGAAUAACAUCUGAAAGCCUUAAAUACACAAACGAAAAACACUUAAAUAAAAUUUGUCCAAAAAAUUUGUAUGGACAAAGAAUUAUAUUUGAGAAUCAUUUGAAAAAGUGGCAGUCUAACUUUGUUGGUAAACAGUCUACUGUUAAUGCAAGUAAUGCAUUAGAUUAUUCAUCAGAUUCAGAGAUUUCUGAAUACUCUACUACAAGCUCCAGUAGCAGUAGUCCAAUUUCUUUUAAAAAUCAAAUAUGUGUAGAAGAUAUAUUAAAUUUAUCUGGAAAGGGAAGUAUGAUAUUGUCAUUUUACCAAAAAAAUUUAAGGCUAAAUGAAGAAUUAAGAAAAAUGUUAUCUGAAAUAAUUAUUGAAUACAUGGUCCAGAAUAAAGUUUAUGCAUCUCCUAAAAUCAUUGAGUAUAUUUCUGACGGUAUUGUUAAUAUAUUCAAAUCUGAAGUCAAGGAAACAUAUUUCAUAAAUGUACCUGGUAAAAAACCAAAGGGAAUAUUGUACCAAAAGUAUCAUAAUACAUUAACCAAAUUACGACGACAUCAGUUAUGGUGUCCUCCAAAAAAAGUGAAAAAAAAUUCUGAUGUUGCUACGUUAGAGGAAAUAUCUACAUUACAAAAGAUAACUAUAAUAAAUGAAGAUUUAAUUGAAUUAAAGAAAUGGCUUCAGUUUUAUGUUGAACCUAUUAGUGAAGUAACUUCAAAAUGGCAAAAAACUUGUGAAAUUCGUAGAGAUUAUUUAUUGUCACAGAAUAUCAACAUAGCUGAUAUUCUUGACGAAUGGCCUAUUUUGAAACAGUCAUUUGCCUACAAUUUGAUUGAUAUUGAUUUUGAUUAUAUACAUCCUACAAAAGGAAACUCACUGUUUGUGAAGUGGGAUACAUUUAUUAUUAAUAUUAUUCCGUUAAUGAUCACUAACAUAAAAGAUGGAAACAGCAAAUUAUUACUCAAGCGUUUAAUAGAAAUUAAAGAAACAGAUAUUGAAACCAGAAAUCACUUAGUUUUGGAUUUAAUGAAUGCUCUAUUGGUUCCAACUUCCAGAUCAUUUGAAAUAAAUCCUCUUACCAACAAACGACGCAUAGUCAAAACAUCUAUUUCCGAUGCCAAAACGUCUUUUUUAUUACAAGUGGUUUCACUGAAUGAUUUACAUGUUCAAUGCCAAUUACAAAUUGACAACGCUUACAAAAACAAAGAAAAAGUACAACCAUUUAUAUGCAUUGUUGGAGCUGACAUAGAUGGUACAAAAGAUUUUUAUGUAUAUUAUUUCAAUACUUAUUAUAAAUUACCUAACAUAGUUCGUGCAUUAGACACAUGUUUUAAAAUUUUCCAAGUGUUCAAUUUACAGUAUCCCAUUCAAUCUGUUUUAGUUUGGACAUUUAUACAAACAUUUCUCUAUGAUAUUCAUAAUGAGUGUGAUGUUAAAAGUUCUUCCUUAACAUCAUUAAUUUCUGAUUUAUCUACUAUUUAAAUUCUCAUAGUUAAAUUUAGUAUUUAUAAUAUUGUUAAUUCUUUUUUUUCAAACUAAUAUUUUGGUAACAUGACUCAUUUAAAUAAAUAAAUAUUUAUGUAUAACGAUUUGUAAAUAUAAAUUCAUUUAUUUAAACAAUGGAUCUAAUUUGCUUUAUUUGUAAAGAUUUAUUUACUGAACUUGAUCAAUUCAUGGUACAUUUAAAGUAUGUUCAUUCAUUAUCAUCAUCGAGUUUUUAUCGCUGUGGUAUAUCGCAUUGUUCACAAACUUUUUCGGCUUAUCGUACAUUUUCUAAACAUAUGAAAUGUGAAAUGUUAAAUAAUAUAAAUUCUAAUCAUAAUUUUAAAAAAAAUAAUAAUUCCUCAACUAAAAUUGCAAAUAACGCUAACACAAAUAUAGAAAUGGUCACUUUAACACAUGAACCUUGUGCUAAUUAUGUUGAUAUUGAUGGUUUAGAAAAAUGUGCAAUAAAAUUUUCUGCCCAUUACUAUGUAAAAUUUAAUUUUUCCAGGAAAGAGGCUAUCCAACUUCAAAAAAAAUGUAACAAACAUAAUAACCACUUCCAUCGCUCAUGAAUUAAAGAAAUUAAUUCUUGACAAUAACACUAUACAAAAAAAUGCACUUAAAUCCAUCAUUCAUUUCUGUGAAAAUCCAUUUGUAGGACUAGAUACCGAGUUCAAAUUUCUUAAAUCAUUGGAAAUUAAUGAUUAUUAUGAAAAGCCUAAAAUUAUUACUUUGGAUAACACCAUAGAUGAUGUGCGAAUGAAUAACAUUA
Sipha flava (yellow sugarcane aphid) is the source of this 2726-nucleotide messenger RNA. RefSeq lists its product as uncharacterized. The coding region runs from base 359 to 1951 and encodes 530 amino acids. NCBI's taxonomy places the organism in Eukaryota, Metazoa, Arthropoda, Insecta, Hemiptera, Aphididae. The record is from RefSeq and is a predicted model, not a curated record. The transcript is spliced from 8 exons.